AACGACUUGUCUCACCAAACUGCCUAUAAAAACUUGAUCUCAAUACAAGUGCAGUACAGCGGCAAGAUUUGUAACCAAAACGGGACUUUCUAUUUGCGGUAAUUCAUAGCUGACGGAGUUAUUGAAAGAUGGACUUCUUAAGGGCAGUUGUAAUUCUGUUGGUUAUGCCCAUUUUGACCACUGCUUUAGUCGUAAAGACAGCACCACCUCAAUCUACAACGACUGGACAAACAGCAAGUUCAACACCUCCCCCGUUUACAACAGCACAACCAGAUUUUCCUUGCAAUACGGGUGUUUCCAUUCCCUGGAAUGAUGGUUACCAAUGCAUUUGUCCGCCCAACAAACGAGGCGAAAACUGCAGUGAAGAUGUUCCAAAUAAUGAUAAUUGCACAUGGCCUGGAAAUGAUAACGCAUGUUCCUCAUCACCCUGUCAUGGGGAAGGCGCCUUGUGUAUCAACACAUUUGGCGGAGAUUACAAAUGCUUAUGCCCACCAGGGACUAACGGUCGCCGUUGUGGUCGAGGGGAAACAUGCUUUCCUUGCUCAAGUAAAAGGUGGAGGAAUGUCACGUGUCCUGUGUUCGAAAAAAAGCCAUUCUUGGCAUCGAUGUCUAUUGAAGACGUAACACUCAAGACCCAGUUAUCAAGGACAAAAUGCAUAAAGAAUGAUCAAUGGGGUUUUGAUUAUGAGACAGGGACCAUGUGGGUAGCUAAAGGUUGCAGAGCCGAGUUUUGUGUACACUUUAAAGAAUUGGAAUCAACAACUACACCAGGUUCAACAAGUCCAUCAAAUCCACCAGGAACAUCAGCUACUCCGGCAACAUCAGCUGCACCAGGAACAUCAGCUGCACCGAGUACACCAGCUGCACCAGUAACAACAGCUGCACCAGGAACAUCAGCGGCACCGAGUACAUCAGCUGCACCAGUUACAUCAGCUGCACCAGUAACAUCAGCUGCACCAGUUACAUCAGCUGCACCAGUAACAUCAGCUGUACCAGUAACAUCAGCUGCACCAGUUACAUCAGUUUCACCAGGAACAUCAGCUGCACCAGUUACAUCAGCUGUACCAGUAACAUCAGCUGCACCAGUAACAUCAGCUGCACCAGUUACAUCAGCUGCACCAGUAACAUCAGCUGCACCAGGAACAUCAGCUACACCGAGUACAUCGACAACACCAGCAGAGUGUGAGGACAAAGAUCGCCAAUGCUCUGGUUGGGGAAGCUUUUGUUUAACCAAUGACUUUGUUAGAACAAAUUGCCUUAAAACCUGCAACACCUGCCCUGGAACAUCAGCCACUCCGGCAACAUCAGCUGCACCAGGAACAUCAGCGGCACCGAGUACAUCAGCUGCACCAGUUACAUCAGCUGCACCAGGAACAUCAACUGCACCGAGUACACCAGCUGCACCAGUAACAUCAGCUGCACCAGUUACAUCAGCUGCACCAGUUACAUCAGCUGUACCAGUAACAUCAGCUGCACCAGUAACAUCAGCUGCACCAGUUACAUCAGCUGCACCAGGAACUUCAGCUACACCGAGUACACCGACAACACCAGCAGAGUGUGAGGACAAAGAUCGCCAAUGCUCUGGUUGGGGAAGCUUUUGUUUGACCAAUGACUUUGUUAGAACAAAUUGCCUUAAAACCUGCAACACCUGUCCUGG
This is a messenger RNA of Owenia fusiformis, 1657 nucleotides long. NCBI's taxonomy places the organism in Eukaryota, Metazoa, Annelida, Polychaeta, Sabellida, Oweniidae. The record is from the annotation of a GenBank genome assembly.